AUGUCUGACGCUAACGAUAAUACGGGUUCAGAAGAAGACAAUGCACUUUCUUAUGGACAUAGAACAACACAUGAAGAAUUCCAAGAACGUUUACUGAGAGCACAAGAACAGACGAGGGACGAACAGCUUGAUGUUACUGAUGAGGCUUUUUUGACGUAUGAUGAAGAAAGCUUAAAAAAACAAUUGGUAAAAUACAAAGAACAAGUAGAACGUGUCGAAAAAAGGGUCCAAGGAAUGGAGCAACGUUUAUCUAAAAUCCGAGCCAAAAGGGAGAAGGAGGCAGGCUUAACCAACAUGACACCAGAGGAAAGAGCUGCUUAUUUUGAAGAAGAAGAAAAAAGAGCGAAAAGAGAAGCAAGGAAAAGAGAAAAACAGAGAGAGAGACUAGAAGCGAAAACUGAAUAUUUAUUACUGCUACAGAGUACACCUGCAAAUGAUACAAACGUUUUAGGAGGAGCAGAAUUCAUUGACCCAGAUUCAAAGCUUCGGCAGAGGGCGUAUGUUCAUGAUGAGGUCAUUAGACAGACAGAUUACUCAUGUAUAAAGAUCACCAGCUCUAAAAAUAUCAUAGAGAGUAAUGCUGACAAUAAUGGUGAGUGA
Mycotypha africana is the source of this 600-nucleotide messenger RNA. RefSeq lists its product as uncharacterized. The coding region runs from base 1 to 600 and encodes 199 amino acids. The record is from RefSeq and is a predicted model, not a curated record. The transcript has 4 exons. Lineage: Eukaryota; Fungi; Mucoromycota; Mucoromycetes; Mucorales; Mycotyphaceae.